Aspergillus calidoustus is the source of this 984-nucleotide messenger RNA. The record is from the annotation of a GenBank genome assembly. Lineage: Eukaryota; Fungi; Ascomycota; Eurotiomycetes; Eurotiales; Aspergillaceae.
AUGGAUCAGGUGCACAACAGGGCAAUGGACGCCCUCCAGCCUUUCGUCCAUCUCGCCGAUUCCAGUAGCGCCUCUUCGCCCCGGUUCGUGACGAACAUCAUCACAAACGCAACAUCAAGCCCGCACACAUAUGUCUUCGCAGAGCUCCUGGAACGGCCCUCAGUUCAAGCUCUCCGCUCUCCAGAUACCCCCUCCGAGCUUCAGGGAUAUUUAACCCUCCUCGAGAUAUUCGCCUGGGGAACAUGGCAAGACUAUCAGCAAACGCCCAACCUUCCCGCCCUCAGCGUUGAACAAGCUCGCAAGCUCCGCCUCCUCUCACUCCUCUCCCUCGCCUCCACCACCAAACCCCUCACAUACGAAUCCCUCAUGAGCCCCCUCUCCCUAUCAGCACCCUCGGAACUCGAAACCCUUGUCACAACAGCAAUCUACUCCUCCCUCAUCACAGCCCGCCUCUCCCCAGCUACAACCCCACCAACCGUGAACGUUACCUCCGUCGCCGCACUCCGAGACGUUAAACCCACGUCCCUUCCCGCAAUCAUCUCCACGCUCGCAGCCUGGGAAUCCCGCUGCGGCUCCGUCAUCACAGAUAUAGAAGCCGAGAUCGCUAAGAUCAGGGCCGAUUCAGCCCAACGCCGUGCACGGGAACACACCCGCCUGAUCGUUAUCGAGAAGACGCUCGCAAAGUGGAAUCCCGAGUCUGGUGAGCCGAGUGCGCUGGGAGGGGACCCUGCUGGCCGGGGCGGACCUUCUGGUAGGAAACUAGGCUGGAAAAAGGACUUCAGUGCGGCACUGCGGGGUCGGGAUUUCUUCGGCGGCGGCAGCAACAAGCGUGAGUUCAAUGACGAUGCAUUCUUUGAUGGAAAUGCGAAUGAAAUUGAUGCACUUGGGUCGGGAAUGGACAUCGAUGAAGGUGCUGGUGCGAGGACAGGAUUGGGGAGUGCUGGGGCUAGAACCGCAAAGCGUUUUCUAGGGAAGAAGUCAUAA